Molecule: messenger RNA, 813 nt
Organism: Diaporthe citri
Lineage: Eukaryota; Fungi; Ascomycota; Sordariomycetes; Diaporthales; Diaporthaceae
Exons: 2
Coding region: 1-813 (270 amino acids)
Cellular component (GO): intracellular anatomical structure
Molecular function (GO): oxidoreductase activity, acting on NAD(P)H, oxygen as acceptor
Source: RefSeq, a predicted model, not a curated record
AUGUCUCAGUCUAAGGCACCUAACGAUCUUGCUAGCUUCUUUGGCCUGAAGGGACGCAACUAUGUCAUCACAGGCGGAGCCCAGGGCAUAGGACUUGCGAUUAGCAAAGCUAUAGCGCAGGCAGGAGGACACAUUGUCGCCAUGGAUAUACAGGAUAAGCCGAAACCUGAGUUUCUGGAAUUUUCAGGGAAGUUUGGGGUGAAGGCCAAAUACAUCCAGACGGACGUGACCAACGAGGCAAGCCUCAGGGCGGCCUUCGAGCGAGCUGUUGAUGCGGUUGGAGCCAUCCACGGAUGUGUGACAUGUGCGGGGAUAGCAAUGGAGAAGCCAUUCGAGGAGCAUACAUGGGAAGAGGUGCGCAGGAUCAUGGAUAUCAAUGUCCUCGGAACCUACUUCACAUCACAACUCGCAGUGGAGCAGAUGAAGAAACAAGGUCAGGGUGGCAGUCUUGUCUUGAUCGCCUCCAUCACGGCCCACACCGUUCUGCCUCAUCAUCGCAUGUCGGCAUACAGCGCAUCUAAAGGUGCUGUCAAGAUGCUGUCGGAAAGCCUGGCCGUUGAGCUCGCAGAGUACAACAUUCGCGCCAAUACGCUGUCGCCCGGGUUCAUAGACACGGAGAUGACGCAAAAGGCUCGGGAUGCGAGCCCCGUCAUUAAAGAGACCAUGUUCUCGGCGCCUCCACUGCGCCGCAUUGGUACGCCAGAUGACCUUGUCGGAGCUGCGCUGUAUCUACUCAGCGACCUAUCGACGUAUACUACUGGCACUGACAUCGCUAUCACUGGGGGCCUCCACAUUGGAAGGAUCGACACAUAG